This is a messenger RNA of Apis dorsata (giant honeybee), 2239 nucleotides long. It is a transcript of the gene Rsph4a, whose product is annotated as radial spoke head protein 6 homolog A. The coding region runs from base 419 to 2152 and encodes 577 amino acids. The transcript is spliced from 11 exons. Gene Ontology annotation, biological process: cilium assembly; cilium movement involved in cell motility; axoneme assembly. Gene Ontology annotation, cellular component: axoneme; radial spoke. The record is from RefSeq and is a predicted model, not a curated record. Lineage: Eukaryota; Metazoa; Arthropoda; Insecta; Hymenoptera; Apidae.
ACGUUCCGGUAUCUUCAUUGUGAAUAACCUCAACGUUUCAGGAAACAGAAAUCAACCAAAGAUCAACGUAGUACCGUCUAUCUGUAGGUUUAAUUAAUUUCGUGAUGAUUACCGACGUUUUCGGUUCGUUAAUGUAAUUGGGUCAUUAGAUAACGCUUUCGAAACUGUAUCCAUGAGUAUGGAACGGAUGAAUGACGCUGAUUAUAUGCUGAAAAUAAACGAAGGCAACACGGAAAAAAGAAAAAAAAAGUGAAUCUCCAUUGUCCGGCAUCGCGAUACAUGGGUAUUAAAACGAUGAUAAUACAAGGAUAAAACGAGGAUUACAUUUUUCGCGAUAAAAAUUUAGAAAUUAUCAUUGCAUCAAAAAAGUGUAUUGUGAGAGAGAUGUAUCAAUGGUGCAAAUAGAUUCACGUUCAAGAUGGCGUACAAUUAUAAUAUCGAAGAGAUACCGCCCGAUGAUGUUCCCACUGUGGAACAUGAUAUACGACGAGCUAAAAAGUUCCUUCAAAAACACAGUCCAGAAUCAGGUGAUAGUCUGUACGAUCACUUGACAGAAGUGUUGGCCAAAAUACUCACUGAGAGACCAAAAAAUGCAGUAGAUAUUUUCGAGGAAUUUAGCAGAAAAGUAAAAGAGGAGAGAUUCAAAACUAAAUCCAGUCAUCUUCGAGACAUGUACGUUCCACCGACUCAGUUCGAGCAUGCGAAAAAAAUCAUCAAACUGUUCAAGAAACUAGAAAAAUUCUAUGAAACUAUAGGAGAAAAAAUCGAAGAAGAUAUUGAGGAAGAUGAAGAUAAAAAGAAGAAAAUACCAAAUAUGUUAGAUUUUUUGUUUUAUUUCGAGCAAACUGGCAUAGGAUUACCUCGUAGAGAAUUGGUGUUGCUUAAUUUGUCUAUAAGGGAACUCAUGGCUGAGAAUCCUAUAGAAAAUGUCAGAUUUUGGGGAAAAAUUCUCGGAAUUCCGAAAAAUUAUUAUGUAGUGGAAGCAGAUUUACAACCAGAGGAACUAAAUUUAAGAAUAGAGAAAAUGGCGGAAGAAGAGGAACGGAGACGUCAAGAAAAGCAAGCGAAAGCGGAAGAAGCGGCAAAAGCCGAAAAACAAGCUGUUGAAGACAUGGAAGGAGCGACACAGGAAACGGGGAAAACAGAGGAAGAAGCGGCACCCGAGGGCUUGAAGCUCGUCUUUCCGCCUCUACCUACUCGUACAUGGAUACCACCACCGGAAAUACCUUCAGAGAAACUCGGAACUGGCACAAAUACCAAAGUAUAUUUUGUAUGCAACGAGCCCGGUUUGGACAAGUGGAUCGAACUGCCACCGGUUACACCGCAGCAGAUAGUAAUUGCACGAUACAUUGUUCGUUAUUGCACAGGAAAUUUAGAAACACCGAUUCACACUUUCCCACCAUUUCCUGGUAUGGAAAAGAAUUAUCUUCGUGCGCAAAUAGCCAGGAUUAGUUCGACUACCCAAGUUUCGCCAAUUGGGUUCUACACUUUUGGCAUAGGGGACGAGGAAGAAGAGGUAAUGGAGGAAAUGGCAGAAGGUGGAGUAUUGUCUGAGAACGUGAAUUAUGAUCCGUUGCCUAUUAAAGAUUUGAUAGACCCUUCUAUGUCGAACUGGUGUCAUCAUAUGCCCUAUAUUUUGAAACAAGGUCGUAUUGAAUGGUGGAGUCCACGGAAACAGGAAGAAGAACUUGAAGAAGAAAUAGGUGAAGAAGAAGAGGAGGAAGAAGAAAAAGAAGAGAAGGAGGUUGGACCUCCGCUUUUGACACCUUUGUCGGAAGAUGCUAUAAUAGACUCGAUAAUACCGUGGGGUACUUCAUUAUCUUCCCGUGUCCAACCUGAUCAGGCGGUUGCAUUAAUUAGAUCAAACAUUUGGCCUGGAGCGUAUGCUUUUGCUUCCGGAAGGCGUUGCGCUAACGUGUACAUUGGUUGGGGUCACAAAUACACGGCGUACAAUUACAGCCCUCAGUCUAUGCCACCUGUACAGGAUCAGUAUAAAAUCGGUCCUGAGAUUAUGGAAAUUCAGGAUCCAACCUUCGAACAAGAAGAGGCCUUUAGAAUUGCUCAUUUGCCGCCUCCACCUGUUAUACCGACAGAAGAAGAAGAAGAAGGUGUAGAAGAGGAAGAAGAAGAAGAAGAAGAAGAGGACGAAUAAUAUAAUAGAUAACUGCAUUAUCAAGCAAUGAUUUUGGUUUGGAUUUGUUAGUAAAAUCGCGUUUAUAUACUUUUAUAUUUAAUUUAA